CAGUGACAGUCAUCUGUCUGGACGCGCUGGGUGGAUGCGGGGGGCUCCUGGGAACUGGGUUGGAGCCGAGCUCGCGCUAGACAGGCGCAAGCGCGCACGGACUGCAGCCACCCGAGGACCACCCCCCGCUCCUGGCCACCCGGGGACCCCCGCACAGAAUCGCCUCCGGAUCCCCGGCAGUCGGCGGGAGUGUUGGAGGUUGGCGCGGGCCCCCGCCCUCCACGCCCCCCACGGGAAGGAAGCACCCCCCGAACUAAAAAGAGCGGAGCGGAAAGAAGCCCUCAUUCGGGGGCCAGGAGGCGAGCCGAUGCCGAGCUGCACCGCGUCCACCAUGCCGGGCAUGAUCUGCAAGAACCCAGACCUCGAGUUUGACUCGCUGCAGCCCUGCUUCUACCCGGACGAAGAUGACUUCUACUUCGGCGGCCCCGACUCGACCCCCCCGGGGGAGGACAUCUGGAAGAAGUUUGAGCUGUUGCCCACGCCCCCGCUGUCGCCCAGCCGUGCCUUCCCGGACCACAGCCCCGAGCCCCCGAACUGGGCCACCGAGAUGCUGCUGCCCGAGGCCGACCUGUGGGGCAACCCGGCCGAGGAGGACGCGUUCGGCCUGGGGGGUCUGGGCGGUCUCACCCCCAACCCGGUCAUCCUCCAGGACUGCAUGUGGAGCGGCUUCUCGGCCCGCGAGAAGCUGGAGCGCGCCGUGAGCGAGAAGCUUCAGCACGGCCGGCCGCCCGCCGCGGGGCCCGCCGCCCCGGCCCCGGGCGCCCCCAGCCCCCCAGGUCGCGGGCAUGGCGCCGCAGCUUCGGGGCCGGGCCGCCCCGGGGCCGCCCUGCCCGCCGACCUCGCCCACCCUGCCGCCGAGUGCGUGGAUCCCGCCGUGGUCUUCCCGUUCCCGGUGAACAAGCGCGAACCCGCGCCCGUGCCCGCCUCCCCGGCCGGUGCCCCGGCGGCAGGCGCCGCGAUCGCUUCGGGGGCGGGCGCUGCAGCCCCGGUGGCGGCCCCGGUAGUCGCCCUUCCGCGCACCGGCGGCCGCCUGGCCAGCGCCAGCGACCACAAGGCCCUCAGCACCUCCGGAGAGGACACCCUGAGCGACUCAGAUGAUGAAGAUGAGGAAGAGGAAGAGGAAGAGGAGGAGAUCGACGUGGUGACCGUGGAGAAGCGGCGAUCGUCCUCCAGCAGCAAGGCUGUCACCACCUUCACCAUCACCGUGCGUCCCAAGAGCGCAGCCCUGGGCCCUGGGAGGGCUGCGUCAGGGGAGCUGAUCCUCAAACGCUGUGUCCCCAUCCACCAGCAGCACAACUACGCUGCCCCGUCGCCCUACGUGGAGAGCGAGGAGGCGCCCCCCCAGAAGAAGAUCAAGAGCGAAGCUUCCCCACGGCCCCUCAAGAGCGUCCCCCCACCCAAGGCUAAGAGCUUGAGCCCCCGCAACUCUGACUCGGAGGACAGCGAGCGCCGUCGGAACCACAACAUCCUGGAGCGCCAGCGCCGCAACGACCUGCGGUCCAGCUUUCUCACGCUCAGGGACCACGUGCCAGAGCUGGUGAAGAACGAGAAGGCCGCCAAAGUGGUCAUCUUGAAAAAGGCCACCGAGUACGUCCACUCCCUCCAGGCUGAGGAGCACCAGCUUCUGCUGGAGAAGGAGAAGCUGCAGGCCAGACAGCAGCAGUUGCUAAAGAAAAUUGAGCACGCUCGGACUUGCUGAACGCAUCUCAGAACUGGACAGUCACUGCCACUUUGCACAUUUUGAUUUUUUUUUUUUAAAACAAACCUUGUGUUGACAUUAAGAAUGUUGGUUUACUUUCAAAUCGUUCCCCCGUCAAGUUCGGAUCUGGGGUGGGGAGCAGGACACGAGGGGUCCUACCACGACCUGCAUUGAUGGGAUGCUGGUGACCCUGGCGGCUUUUCCUGUGCGUCACUUCUGAGACAGCGGUUGAAGCCUGGGACCGUUGGGAGCCUUCUGGGGCUGUUGAAGUCACCUUGUUUGUUCCAAGUUUCCAGACAGAAAGUCAUUCCUUCUUUUUAAAAUGGUGCUUAAGUUCCAGCUGAUGCCACGUAGGGGUUUGCCACUGAUACCCCUGGGGAACAUUUCUGUAAAUACCAUGGACACACCUGCCUUUUUGUAUACGUCCUGGGUAAUGAGAGGUGGCUUUUGCGGCCAGUAUUAGACUGGAAGUUCACACCUAAGUACUGUAAUACCUCAAUGUUUGAGGAGCAUGUUUUGUAUACAAAUAUAUUGUUAAUCUCUGUUAUGUACUGUACUAAUUCUUACACUGCCUGUAUACUUUAGUAUGAUGCUGAUACAUAACUAAAUUUGAUACUUAUAUUUUCGUAUGAAAAUGAGUUGUGAAAGUUUUGAGUAGAUAUUACUUUAUCACUUUUUGAACUAAGAAACUUUUGUAAAGAAAUUUACUAUAUAUAUAUGCCUUUUUCCUAGCCUGUUUCUUCCUGUUAAUGUAUUUGUUCAUGUUUGGUGCAUAGAACUGGGUAAAUGCAAAGUUCUGUGUUUAAUUUCUUCAAAAUGUAUAUAUUUAGUGCUGCAUCUUAUAGCACUUUGAAAUACCUCAUGUUUAUGAAA
This is a messenger RNA of Dama dama (fallow deer), 2572 nucleotides long. It is a transcript of the gene MYCN, whose product is annotated as MYCN proto-oncogene, bHLH transcription factor. NCBI's taxonomy places the organism in Eukaryota, Metazoa, Chordata, Mammalia, Artiodactyla, Cervidae. Gene Ontology annotation, biological process: regulation of transcription by RNA polymerase II. The transcript has 3 exons. Bases 35 to 1699 code for a protein of 554 amino acids. The record is from RefSeq and is a predicted model, not a curated record. Gene Ontology annotation, molecular function: DNA-binding transcription factor activity, RNA polymerase II-specific; RNA polymerase II cis-regulatory region sequence-specific DNA binding; protein dimerization activity.